Amoebophrya sp. A120 is the source of this 1539-nucleotide messenger RNA. The record is from the annotation of a GenBank genome assembly. Lineage: Eukaryota; Dinophyceae; Syndiniales; Amoebophryaceae.
AUGAAGCGUAACAGCAGCAAAAAAGGCGAGUCAGGGAAAAGUCCGGCAAGAAAGAAUGCCGCGGGUAAAAGCAGAAAUCGGACGGGCAGCAAAUCUCCUUCUGCGAAAAAAAACCCAGUGGGUAUUAGUGCAGCGGAGGAGCAGAAGAUGAAGUUUCUUGAGGAGUACGUGUCUAAGAAUACCUGGGUGUGCAUACGAUACUUUUUAUUUCUGUAUACCCUCGCCGGGUGGUCGAACGUCCGACGCUUCUACGGCGAAAAUGUGUUCGCACUGGAAGCGCCAACGUCUCCAGCAAGAGCGCACAUCACCUCCUCGCACCAGGACAUCCUUGUCGAAUUCCUCCUGUCUGCGCUUUUGGCUGUCGGCUACAUCCUGGGUGAGCAGAACUUGAAUCGACUCCCAUUGCCGCCGCCCGACUUUUUCACACACAAGGUGCAGCUCUCGCGGUUUUGCCGCGCGGUGUUUCUCACUCGACACGGCAACUACCUGCAGUGCAUUCAUUUCUCGGUGAACGCUUUGCGGUGCGGUUUGAUGAUGGUUGAUGUGUCUAUAGUACCCGUUUCCGUUCUGCCGGUGCAGCGAGCGCUGAUCCAGAAAUUAACACUUCUGACAAGCGCGAACGCGAUGAUCUGUGCCGUUCUGGGCACAACCGUCACCGUGUUGUACCUCGCGUUGGUCGUUCCCAGCCCGGCUUUUCAGCAGAGGCACGAGGAAGUUUGGGCUGCCUCCAAGGGGACCCUCCAUCUGAUAUCAAAAGGAAAAAUCCCCCCACCCCAUAUCAAAAAGAAGUUUCUGAUGCUGGAUUUCAGCACACGAAUCAGAUUUGUCUUGCAGUAGAGGACUGCAGGCAUAUGCCAAGCCUGAGCCGCGAUGUUUUGGCGUAGGCUCCUACUAGCAUGAAAAAUGUUGAUGGUGUAGGCCCAACAGCAUCACAAGUCGCCUGCUAAAUGCGGCGGAUUCUCUGGAUUUGCCUGCAUACAAGACAGACAGGAUUUGUGGCCACAAAUCCGCAUCACAGAUUUUCAGAAGGACGCGCUUUCAAUAUGGGCAGGGGGAUUUUUCCUCACAAUAUCUGAAGCGGGCGAUGCACACGCAGCACGUGCUCGGGUUGACUGCGGCCCUGGUAGAUUUGCUGUUCCUGCGAAGACCGGGCAUUUGUGCCGUGGCGUUGCCACCAGAAAAUAUCUGGUACAACGGUGCGUUCAUUCUCAUUUUCGCCUCCUACUACCUGACCCUGCUUGUCUUCGUGUAUCACGAGACGGGCGCAUUUCCAUACCAGUUCAUGCUGGUACUGUACGCGAAGGGAUGGAGUUACUGGUUUGCCUUCGUCGCAUUUUUGGCCUUACUGGUUAACGGCUUCAUGUUGCUGCUGACUUUUUUAGUGUCUAAGACCUGCGCGUUGUAGUCAGUGUGAAUAAACUUCAGUGUAGCCCGCGUGCUCGAGGAUAUAUUUCUUUCCUUAGUGUGUGGCACGAAAACGAAUACAUCCAAUUUCAAGGACUCCUUUCAAUUUGAUCCAUCACGACACCAACAUCGGAG